Actinia tenebrosa (Australian red waratah sea anemone) is the source of this 1408-nucleotide messenger RNA. RefSeq lists its product as uncharacterized. Gene Ontology annotation, biological process: protein phosphorylation; multicellular organism development; positive regulation of kinase activity. Gene Ontology annotation, molecular function: transmembrane receptor protein tyrosine kinase activity; protein binding; ATP binding. Gene Ontology annotation, cellular component: plasma membrane; signaling receptor complex. The record is from RefSeq and is a predicted model, not a curated record. Lineage: Eukaryota; Metazoa; Cnidaria; Anthozoa; Actiniaria; Actiniidae.
GAUUUCUUGAUCAAGUCUUCUUAUUGGACUGUAUGCUAUACAUUUAUAGCAUAAUUCGCAUGAGCAAAACGAAAAUGCAUCAAAUUCCACAAGUCACACAAUGAACACGUUUUAGGUGACAGUCACGCUAGAUGCGGGACCAAGGACUCAGCGCCCGUUUCUUAGUGUAAUCUUCUUCAGAGAAACACCGAGGAAAUCUAAAGAAAUGGGGUUUAUCUUUGUGUUCUUUGCGCUUCUAGUUAGCGCUGAAGUCCUCGUACAACUACCUCAAGCAUCAAGUAUCCUUAUUUCUGAAAAUAGGAAAAACCUCAUAGAGAAUCAGCGAGCAUCAGCAUUCUGUAAUACAUCCGGAUUCCCAAAUGCAAAUGUUACGUGGUUCAAGGACAGCCAACCUAAUGUAGUAGUGUCAUCCAAUCCUACUCUAAUAUUCAAGAGCAUCUUGAGAUCGAAUGGCGGGCGUUAYAUAUGUAACGCAAGUAACGGAAGUGUUUCCUUGAAUGAUAGCAUUUUCUUCAAUGUCAUGUAUCCUCCAGAAAUUGUAAUGAUCUCUGAUAACAGAAUAGCCUUGGAAAAUUCGUCAGUAACUUUGCGAUGCAUUGCCACAGGGAACCCAAUACCAAAAAUUAGGUUUUCGAAGGAAGGAAAAUCAGUCCCCCCUACCAAACAGACCAAGGUUAUAAUCGAGCUCCCUCGUAUACAAAGGACUGACUCUGGAACAUACAGAUGUAGUGCGUCAAACGGGAUCGGUAACAGCAUAGAAAAGGCAUUUACUCUUGAUGUACAAUACCCGCCUAAUAUUUUCUAUAUGCCGCCCAAAGUGAAAGAUUCUUGGUUACAUGAUAAUGUGACACUUGUCUGUGACGCGUCGGGAAAUCCUACACCAACGUAUACAUGGCGUCCACCUCGUGCAGAUCCUAUUCAUUCAAACGUUAUUAGUUUUGUCGUAACAAAUGAAUCCCAGUUUGGUGUUUACUAUUGUGUCGUGCAGAACAUUCGUGGAGGGGAUUCGUACUCAUUGACACUGAAUCGUACUCGUUUUCCUCCCGAUCCACCAAUCAUUGCCAACAACGUAACUACUGUCACGUCACGCAAUUUCACUUUAAAAUGGACCAGGCCAAACGAACAUAACAGUAACAUCACUCGAUAUUUGGUGAUGAGGACGAGGUUUUUUAACAACGGCUCGAUGGAUAAGAUGGAGUACUUCAGCCAUGAUACCCUGCUCCAUCUCAACAUGUCAUUUUUUCUCGACUGGGGAACGAGCUACCGGUUUGCUGUGUCUGCUGAAAACAGACAGGGAGACAGUGGUGCUGGGCCUCCCACAAACAUCACAGUUAUUGCUGGUAGGAAUAUAGAUAGAGCGGAUUAUAUUCCAUGGGAGGGUUGGGAAAUUCCAAGCCUGGAUAGCUAG